UGCGCUGUGUUUCGCUCGCACGCCACCCUGAUCCAAAAUACAUCGUCAUAUUUGGCCUCUAAUGAUGUCAAACGCAAGGGCCGACGUCAGGAUGCAUUUGCUUCAGGAAAGCAAUCAGUUUGGUUAGCAUGUGAUUGCAUUCGACGUGUUCCAAUUUUACCGGAAGUCCAAGAGAGCCGUAAAAGGUCAUGCCUGAAGAAAAUCCUAAAGUUGGGGUGGUGGGGACCAAAAGAGCACUCUAUGCACUUCCUUCACUCACAGGUGCUAAUAACCACGAUCCGACAAAACGCAAAGCGCCAAGUUACACUUUUGGCCAUACCUGUCACUUGACCAAAGAGCACGUCUCACCUGGACCUGCCCAUUUUAUUCCCUCCAACAUCACCAAAAAUGGCCGCGAUGGAACACCGGCAUUUUCAUUUGGCAGACGUCGUAAGGAUUGGGCACUUGACGAAGUCCCUGGGCCCAACCGCUACCACAUUGCAAAUGCAGCCAAGCUCACAUUUCAUUCUUCACCUGCGUAUACGUUGUCUACUCGGUGGAAACAAGCAGUGCUAAGCAACCAGACCACACCCGGCCCAGCAGCCAACAUGCUGCCUCCUGUCCUGGGAUCCAAAACUGUGAACAUUCCCGCCGUGCCCUCACACACACUGAGUGGUCGCACCAAAGUUGGCAACUUUUUUAAUGAUUUGUCAAAGACUCCAGGCCCUGCGGCCUAUCAAGCUGUGGAUCCCAAAACCUACCUGACCAAACCUCCCCAGUACAGCAUGCCAGGACGUAACUUCCUGCCUACAAGCUUUACAAAGACGCCAGCACCUGGAGUCUACUGCCCUGAGAAGGUCAACUCUACACACUCAAAAGCUCCAGCCUUCAGUUUUGGAAGACUUCAUUCAGAAAACACCCUAAUCCCUCUUACGGACGUGGAUCGUUGUCAAAAGUCUAUAAAACUAAUUUAACUUCACACUGACAAAAGUGGUAAAAGGCAGCUGGUGGGAAUGAAACUGAGGGGUCAGUUGAAAGAUGACAUGCACCUUCUUCUUUAGACUCAGCAUCAUGUUGAGUCACAUAAUAUUAGUAAACACAGGAUAGAUAACUUGAUUAUGUCAUUUGUUGUACCAUAUUUAUUUUUCUUGAGUGCUGGUGUCUAGGGUGAGCUGGAGUCUAUCUCCAAUAACUUUGGGAGAGAGGCCAGUGACAUCCUGGAUUGGUUGCCAGCCAAUUGCAGGGCAUACAGUAUAUAGACAAAAAAAAAGAAAGGUGCACUUACGCCCCCCAGUAUGGACAAUUAAGAUUUGUCUGUGAACCUAACAUGAUGUUUCUGGAAUGUGGGAGAAAGCAGGAGUGCUUGAAGAAAAUUCAUACAGAACUCAGAAUUGAUGAACAGAUGUGCAAAUGUUUUCUAAUGAAAUUAAUACAUACGUGAAACCCCUUCUAUUUUGAGAAAGAAAAUAACAUGCCACACUAUCAUUUU
This is a messenger RNA of Syngnathus acus (greater pipefish), 1468 nucleotides long. RefSeq names its product outer dense fiber protein 3-B-like. The transcript has 7 exons. The record is from RefSeq and is a predicted model, not a curated record. NCBI's taxonomy places the organism in Eukaryota, Metazoa, Chordata, Actinopteri, Syngnathiformes, Syngnathidae. Gene Ontology annotation, cellular component: cytoskeleton. The coding region runs from base 189 to 953 and encodes 254 amino acids.